CGCCUCAGCCUGCCUGCCUCCAGGAAGUGGUCAGUCUUCGAAGUGCUUUUCGGUUUGGACUGUUUUUGUUCCUAAACAAAGUGCGAGUCAUUUCCCGUGGGCUGGUAAAGUAACUUAGGUUGAAGCAAUUUAUCGUUUUGUUGCCAUUCACGUCACUUAUAUUUGAUUAAAAUAUUUAGGAAUCUAUAAGAGAUGGGACCCGGAUAACGAGAAUAUUCUAGAAACACCAAGAGUACGGGGUUUCGAUUGCGGGAAGGGGUGAGCAGAGGCCCGCGGCGGUCAAGGAGCUUAGGAAGGGCUGAAGAAGUACGGACUCGCCGGCCAUUGUGCACAAAGACGGGGAGACGACACUCUAAAUUAUACAUGUUUUGACCUCUGAUUCUGUUCCGGGAGAUUUCUGACCUGUAUCAUCGCCAAGAUAGCUGGACCGGGUAGAAAGCGGCACACCCCAGAACCAGACCCCAGCAGCAGCGGCAGCAGUGACGCUGGGGACGGGCGGCCCGUGAGCGCCAAGCGCCUGAAGAUGGCCAGCAGCAGUGAGUCAGGUCGGCGUAAUGGGGGUCAGCGCAGCGCAGAUGACAGCAGCAGCAAGAAGAAGCAGAAGGACAGGGCCAACCAGGAGAGCAGGGAGGCCAAGCGAGCAGCAGCAGGGGCCAAUGCAGAGCACAAGAAAGAUGUGUUUGUGGACUGGAAGCAGAAUGCUAAUGAGGUGAUCGCGAGGCUGCGCUGUGGAGACGGGGUGCAGAGGGUGGAGGACGUCACCACUACCUUCACCGACACAGACUGUCAUGCCCGCUUCCCAGAUGGGCGCCAGUGGGACUGUCAUCUGCAUGAGGAGAUUGAGGGCUCCUGCAGCAAAGUACAGUACAAAGAGAAGAGUGGCUUCCUCCUGCUGGUUAUGCACAAGAAGAUCCCCUUCCACUCCUGGCCUUCCCUUAUGCAAAAUAAAAAGGAGAAGCAGCCUGUGAAAGUGGAGGCCAAGAACGGUAAAGACCAGAAACAGUCGCCUCUGGUAAAGCCUGAGAAGUCUGUCCUAGAGACGGCAGACAUGGCUGAACUGUCCACCCAGACGUCUGCUCCACCGGCACAGUGUGAACAGAGGCGUGGCAAAGCAGAGCGAGGUGUCAAAUGCAUCAUGAACUACAAACCAGCCGACAGGCCAGAGUCUGUGGUGAAGGAUGGAGGAGAGGGGCAGACAAAGCCGGUCAAUGUCAGUAAAGGGGACCUGCCUCAGGAGCCCAGUGCCAAGCGCCCCGUCCAUCCCCCCAAGGUCUCCACGGACCCCACCUCAGAGAUGCCCAGGGACACACACUCCAAGUCCACAGCCAAUGGGAAACCACAUAGCCCCACUGGCCGGGACCUCCAGACGUCUACAGCUGGUGACAAUCGAGCUGAGCUGCUAGGCAAUGGCCAUGAGGGUACAACACCUGAGGUAGCCGUCAGCCACACGCAGCAGGAGUUGAAAGUUCAGACUGAGGACAAGAAGGCCCCAGAGUCUGAUUUCAAGGCUGGUGCCGAAGAGGUGAUCAUACCGGCAGCCACUGUGUCCAGUGCUGAGAUCAGCCCCAAGGCUGGAGCCUCCAGCAUCAGAACAGAGAGGCCAGGGGAGGCCGAGAGGACUGAUUCUGAGACGCUAGUGAGACAGCCUCCGAAUGAGGCUGACCAGGCCACUGAGUCUCUAACACCAACCAAUCGGUCAGGAUCAGGGAAUCCUGUGACUGCAACAGACACCAAGCAGGCUGAGUCCUCCAGCAGCAGCAGCAGCAGCAGGACUCAGGAGGAGAAGAGGGACCGGUCUAAGGAGGAACCUCUGGAGAUGAAGCAGGAGGAAGUUCCAGAGCCAAUGGUGAACCUGAAGUUGUUGAAGAACGACUCGUACGAGAAAGGGACAGACCUGAUGGUGGUCAACGUGUACAUGAAGGGUAUCUUCAGAGAGACAGCCAGGGUGAUCUUCAGAGAACAGGACUUCACACUCAUCUUCCAGACCAGCGAUGUAAAUUUCUUGCGUCUUCAUGCGGACUGCGGAGCGAACACCAUCUUUAAGUGGCAAGUCAAACUCCGGAACCUCAUCCAGCCUGAGCAGUCCACGUAUGCCUUCACCCCAUCCCGUUUAGACAUCACCCUGAAGAAGAGGCACAGCCAGCGCUGGGGGGGCCUGGAGGCCCCUGCUACACAAGGUGCAGUGGGUGGCGCCAAGGUUGCUGUGCCCUCCGCACCGUCCUCUCAGGCCAGUCAGCCGGGAAGCAGCAAGCACUCCCUCUCUGCCAAGGAGGAGCCACCCUGGGUGGGGGAGGGGAAACCCAAGCCCCCUCGGACAGUGGACGGAUGCCUGGACAGUGUGUCAUCCCGCACCGUCUCAGACCAUGUCCCCAUCAAACAGGAGCCUGCAGUCACGCCCAAGCCCACCUGUAUGGUCCAGCCCAUGACCCACGCACCUCCUGCCGGCAGCCAGCACAGCCAGCGCAGCGUUGAGGAGGAAGAGGAGGAGGAGGAGGAGAAGGUGUGUCUGCCAGGCUUCACAGGCCUGGUCAACCUGGGCAACACAUGCUUUAUGAACAGUGUCAUCCAGUCUCUUUCCAACACCCGGGAACUCAGGGACUACUUUCAUGACCGGGCGUUUGAGAAUGAGAUCAACUGUAAGAACCCGUUGGGGACGGGUGGUCGGCUGGCCAUCGGGUUCGCUGUGCUGCUCCGGGCUUUGUGGAAGGGUACCCACCAUGCCUUUCAGCCCUCUAAGUUAAAGGCGAUCGUGGCCAGUAAGGCCAGUCAGUUUACAGGCUAUGCCCAGCACGAUGCCCAGGAGUUCAUGGCCUUCCUCCUGGAUGGGCUCCACGAGGACCUGAACCGCAUCCAGAACAAGCCCUACACAGAGACCGUGGACUCAGACGGACGGCUGGACGAGGUGGGUGAAAUAAAGGUGGUGGCAGAUGAGGCGUGGCAGAGGCACAAGAUGAGAAACGACUCGUUCAUCGUAGACCUCUUCCAGGGCCAGUACAAAUCCAAGCUCGUCUGCCCAGUGUGCUCCAAGGUUUCCAUAACCUUUGACCCCUUCCUCUACCUUCCCGUGCCCUUGCCCCAGAAGCAGAAGGUCCUCACAGUGUUCUACUUUGCUAAAGAGCCUCACAAGAAACCCAUGAAGUUCCUGGUGAGUGUGAGUAAAGAGAACUCGAGCACAGCCGAGGUCCUGGAGUCCAUCUCUCGGAGUGUGAGGAUCAAGGCAGAGAACCUGAGAUUGGCUGAGGUAGUGAAGAGUCGCUUCCAUCGAAUCUUCCUCCCAUCCAACUCCCUGGACACGCUCUCCUCCUCAGACAUGCUCUUCUGCUUCGAAGUGCUGUCUAAGGAGCUGGCCAAGGAGAGGGUGGUGGUGCUCCAAGUCCAGCAGAGGCCUCAGGUCCCCAGUAUUCCCAUCUCGAAGUGUGCUGCCUGCCUGAAGCCUCCUCUCUCGGAUGAAGAGAAACUGAAGCGAUGCACCCGCUGCUACCGCGUGGGUUACUGCAACCAGGUUUGCCAGAAAAAACAUUGGUCCAGCCACAAGGUUCUGUGUGGGCCCAACAUAGAGAACGUGGGGCUUCCCUUCCUGGUCAGCGUCCCUGAGUCCAGACUCACCUAUGCCCGGCUGUCCCAGCUGCUGGAAGGAUACUCAAGGUAUUCAGUGAACGUGUUCCAGCCUCCCUUCCAGUCUGGCAGGACGUCUCCAGAGGUCACCCAGUGCCUGGCUGACCUUCCCCCUCCAGCAGAGACCCCUGAAAGUGUGGGGUCAGGGGAUACGGCCAGGGGCGGUGGGGCAGGGGACUCGGAGCAGGAGGGCUCCUCUCUGGUUCCUGAGGCUCCACUAGAGACAGCCCAGGCCUCAGCACAUCCAGCCGGAGACCCAGACGCCCUCUCCACCCACACCACAGACUCAGGUUUCAUUGAGGCGUCCUCUGACUCCCAGGGAGAGAAGGAGACCUCCUGUGAGAAGGCUGUCAGACCAGAAGGUAAAGCUGCUGUGACCGGCUACCAGCAACCAUCAGAGUCUGCGUCCAGCCACACCUCUCAGUUCUACAUCACCGUCCUCCACUCCAACAGCAAGGAGCAGACACUGGAGGAAAAGGAAGAGGCCGUUCUGGACCUCCCUGAGGACUCCAGCCUGGAGCUGGUGUGGAAGAACAACGAGCGUCUCAAGGAGUACGUCCUGGUUCGGUCCAAGGAGCUGGAAUUUGAAGAGGACCCUGGGUCGGUCAACGAGACAGCCAGGGCUGGACACUUCACCCUGGAGCAGUGCCUCAACCUCUUCACUAGGCCUGAGGUGCUGGCACCAGAGGAGGCAUGGUACUGUCCAAAGUGCCAGCAGCACAGAGAGGCCUCCAAGCAGCUGCUGCUAUGGCGUCUGCCCAACGUCCUCAUCAUCCAGCUCAAACGCUUCUCCUUCCGCAGCUUCAUCUGGAGGGACAAGAUCAAUGACAUGGUCGACUUCCCCGUCAGGAACCUGGACCUCAGUAAGUUCUGUAUUGGUCAGAAGGAUGACAUGCAGCAGCCGCCCAUCUAUGACCUCUAUGCAGUCAUCAAUCACUACGGGGGCAUGAUCGGAGGUCACUACACUGCCUACGCACGCCUGCCCAGCGCCCAGAACAGCCAGCGCAGUGAUGUUGGCUGGCGUCUUUUUGAUGACAGUACGGUGACUAUGGUGGAGGAGAGCCAGGUGGUGACACGCUAUGCCUACGUGCUGUUCUACCGCCGCCGCAACUCCCCUGUGGAACGACCACCUCGCUUACUGGGGGCCGAGUCCCCCACCUCUGCAGGAGCCAGCGCCAGCCAGGCAUCUCUGAUAUGGCAGGAACUGGAGCAGGAAGAGGAGGGUGUUGAAGAGGGCCCCCGGGGCCUGUUCCGUCCCAGGCUGGGGAGGAGAAGAGCAGCCAGGAGGGAGGAUGGGGUGGAGGGGCAGGUGUGGCGGCUGCUGCGCCAAAGGAUCCCGCAUUAUUCUGAUGACGACUGUGUCCGAUAUUUUGUCCUGGGUACCUUGGCUGCUCUACUAGCGUUGUUAGUGAACCUACUGUACAGAGCCAACUGGGGCUAAGCGGCCAGUAUCACACCCCACACAUACACGCUUGUAUACUAAAGCAAUAAUGCACGAGAGGGUGUGGUAUAUGGCCAAUAUACCACGGCUAAGGGAUGUUCUAAUGCACGACACAAUGCGGAGUUCCUGGACCACAGCCCUUAGCCGUGGUAUAUUGGCCAUAUACCACAAACCACCGAGGCACCUUAUUGCUAUUAUAAACUGGUUACUGAAGUAAUUAGAGCAGUAAGAAUACAUGUUUUGUCAUAUCCGUGGUAUAUGGUCUGAUAUACCACGGCUGUCAGCCAAUCAGCAUUCAGGACUCGAGCCAACCAGUUUAUAAAUAGGCUUAUAUACCAAAAAAAUGUAAAGUCUAAUGAAAUAUCCAUGCCAAUACGAAAACAUUUUGUUUUGUAGAUGGCCUAUAAAUCAAUAUGCUGCUGAACACAUUCAAAAUGUUAACUAAAUUAUACACUGCAUAUCUGUUAAUCAAGUCCAAUAGCAUCUACUAGUAACUUGGCUCAGCAAGGCUUGGCCUUCUUAUUUACUGCAGUCCAUAAUGUAUGUCCCUAUAAGAUACGUUAAAUUCUAGUUCAAACCUACUUCAGCCUUUUAUGUGUCCAUGCCAAGUGUCUCUCUCUCUCUCUCAUGUAGGUUUUCAGUACAAAAAUCUGAAAUGCGUGUUUCGUAAUGGUUAGUCCUAUGUUUUUGCACAAGAGAUGCUGCGGAGAGGACUUGAACUAGGGUAUAGGGUUUAAGUCCUACUGUGAUAGUGUUGAGUGGGUGAGGGAAUAAGAUAUUGUAAUCCUUUAGCUCCAUCCCAGGGUGGUAUGAUGGGCUCCGCCUUGCUUUGUGCAGUCAUGACUUUGUACUGUAACCUGAAGACAGCUAAAAUGUGUGUUUUGCUUUAAUGAAUACAGAGUGUUUUAGACUCACUGUAAGCUAGUAUGUGCCUUCUGCUUGUUUGUCACACUGCUGAUUUAUUUUAGAUUUUAUGUUGUCAAUGGUAAGCUCUUAAUUCAGCGGUUGUAUUGUUUUCUGUCCACUAGGGUUGGGCUCAAUUCGAAUUGGAGGCUGUUAAUUCAGGAAGUGAUUUGAAUUUAAAAUUCAGACAUGUAUUUUUACAUUAUUUUUCGAAAUAGAUAACUUUAACUUUUCAGUUUAUUGAGAAGUCAUUGAAAAUAAAUGCAAUUUUUUUUCUUCAGGUUAUUGCAUUGUAGGUUUUGUUUACUUCCUUCCUGUUUACUUCCUGAAUUGUGACUGCCUUAUGUUCGAAUUGAGCCCAACCCUGCUGUUCAUACGUUUUCCUUAUCCUUGUCAGACUUCAUGAAAGCCACUUGUUUAACCUUUUUAAAUGUGCUUCUUUUUUUGGGGGUGAAAUAGCUAGAUAUGUCAGAGCUUUACGACUGUUUGUGCAAAAUAAUACGUGCGCUGAUGUACAGUAUGAAGCUGAAGCUUAGUAGUGACGUCAACUCAUUAGGUGGACGGCAUCAGCUUUCUAUCAAUGAAAAUUGCUACACUUAAUGAUUAUCUGUGUUGCUGGUAUAUGGACUAACCUUCUGUAACAGUGUUGUAGUAAUAUGUUCAAGUCUCAGGGAUAUCACACUGCACUCUGUCAUGCCUCUCCAGCUGUAGAUGGGCUUGGUAAAUUCACCAUCUGCUAUCAAUGCCCAGUAUGUCUCAGCGGUUUAUCCAGUGGUUUGCCUCAGUGAAAUGUCGACACAAGGAAAUGUGAAUAAUCUAGGCUCCCUACAGAUGGCAAAGAUUCCCUAUGGUUGUGGGUGUAAAGUGAAAGUUACUGAUGUAAGGAAGUGUAUAUUUUAUAGCAGAAAUAUUUACUAGAUUGCUGUAUAGAAAUUGUACAAUUUUAAAUGUGAUCUUAAUAGUCACUAUUAUUUAAAGAAAGUGGGACAUUUCCUAGCAAUAAUGUGUACAGGUCCUUCCAUCUUAAUGCUGCCCCAAUAAACCAACACUUGUACUACUUUUCAAAAUAAAAUGUCAACCUUUA
Messenger RNA from Oncorhynchus kisutch (coho salmon), 7043 nucleotides. Its product is annotated as ubiquitin carboxyl-terminal hydrolase 19. The coding region runs from base 524 to 5056 and encodes 1510 amino acids. Gene Ontology annotation, molecular function: cysteine-type deubiquitinase activity. The record is from RefSeq and is a predicted model, not a curated record. Gene Ontology annotation, biological process: protein deubiquitination. The transcript has 25 exons. Lineage: Eukaryota; Metazoa; Chordata; Actinopteri; Salmoniformes; Salmonidae.